Messenger RNA from Macaca mulatta (Rhesus monkey), 2882 nucleotides. RefSeq names its product somatomedin B and thrombospondin type 1 domain containing (gene SBSPON). The record is from RefSeq and is a predicted model, not a curated record. Lineage: Eukaryota; Metazoa; Chordata; Mammalia; Primates; Cercopithecidae.
CCGGGACCGUCGAUUGCGGGCGCGUCCCGGGAACUGCAGCGCCCUCUCCACCUGGGCAGGGGCAGCUCCGCCACCCGCCCGGGCCUCGACAGGCUCGCCGCCAGGGCUGGGGAGGGGCGGCGCGGAGGGCGGGGGCCGGGCGCGGGGCAGGGCCCGGCUGUGCCUCUCCGGCCGUUCGGGCAACUCCCGGGCCGCGGCCAGCCGAGGAGCAGAGCGCUUGCCCGGGGGGGUCUGCCGCGUCGCAGGCGCCGCCGGAACCCUGGCCAUGAGGACCCUGUGGAUGGCGCUGUGCGCGUUGGCGCGGCUGUGGCCCGGAGCCCAGGCCGGCUGCGCCGAGGCCGGGCGCUGCUGUCCCGGCCGGGACCCCGCCUGCUUCGCCCGCGGCUGGAGGCUGGACAGGGUCUACGGGACGUGUUUCUGCGACCAAGCCUGUCGCCUCACCGGGGACUGCUGCUUCGACUACGACAGGGCGUGCCCAGCUCGCCCAUGCUUCGUGGGGGAAUGGAGCCCCUGGAGUGGUUGUGCAGACCAGUGCAAGCCUACAACCCGUGUGCGGAGGCGCUCUGUGCAGCAGGAGCCUCAGAACGGCGGGGCGCCCUGCCCACCCCUGGAAGAGAGAGCCGGCUGCCUGGAGUACUCCACCCCGCAGGGCCAGAACUGCGGGCACUCCUAUGUUCCUGCCUUUAUAACUACCUCUGCAUUCAACAAGGAGAGAACACGACAAGCUACGUCUCCACACUGGUCUACGCACACAGAGGAUGCUGGAUACUGUAUGGAGUUUAAGACAGAGUCCUUGACUCCUCACUGUGCUCUGGAAAACCGGCCCUUGACUAGAUGGAUGCAGUAUCUCCGAGAGGGAUACACGGUGUGUGUGGAUUGUCAGCCUCCAGCUAUGAACUCUGUGAGCCUUCGUUGUUCCGGAGAUGGCCUGGACUCCGAUGGAAAUCAGACUCUCCAUUGGCAAGCAAUUGGUAAUCCUCGAUGUCAAGGAACUUGGAAAAAAGUUCGGCGAGUAGACCAGUGUUCUUGUCCAGCUGUUCACAGUUUCAUUUUUAUAUAGAUGGUGAUAUAAAUAUUUCCAAAUGCAUUUGUAAAUGUGCUAAAUAUUCUCAAGUCAUGUUCAAUGUUUCCUAAACCUUCAAUUUUGGCCAGAGUCCCCAAACACAUCAUUGCCACACUCUGAAGUAGAGAAAGAAAAAUUAGGGGCCAGUUCUCAAGGAACACAGGUCCUUUAUUUUUAUUUUAACUAAGUUGAAGACCCACUCAAAAAGCUCCUGUGGUUUUAUGUUCUUGACCUUUCAUCUGGAGUCCUCUCAUUCAGCAGGUGGCGUGUGAGACAUAGAAUACAUGUCUGUUUGCUAAAGUAAAAUUACGUAACUCAGUCCAAUUAUUGGUGAUGGAAGUGUCAUUUAAGGGGAUCUAUGUUUUGAAUCUUGCAGUCUUUCUUUCUAUUUUAUAAUCUUUUAAAAGCUUCUCCCUUUAAAAAAUGUAUACACGAAUGCACACUCUACACAUAUAUUUCCAUAUAUUUAAUAUUCCAUAAAUUUUGAAAUAAUUUCAAGAAAAUUAUCACAAAUAAUUUUUCCACAGGGCAAAUUAUUUAAAUUUUUAGUAAGCAUUCUGUAAUGAAAAACCAACAGCUAUACUAAAAACAUUUUUUGAAGAAGAAUAAAUUUUUUUUCGCAUAAGUGAAAGGAUCAAACACUCAUUCUAGGUCAAUGGGAGUUCUUUUAAAUGUUAUAAUUUUCAUGAAGAGAAAUGUUGGUACCAGUGAAUGAAACAAUUGCUUUCAUUCCGAAAAUUCUACCACCAUUUGCAUCUAAGAUUAUUUCCAAGGCUUAAAGCCUGAAGCUGAAUAAAAUAAUCUUUCAAGAGUCCAACUUCAAGUUUAGUUGAUGUAAGCUCACUAUUUUUUUCCUACCGCAUGCAUUUUCUAAUGUUUGGGGUGGAUGGCGUGUCGGUUAUGGAAGGCAUAGACGUCAUUACAGAUGCUAUGAUCUCACACAUACACAAGGAAAUGUUAGUCUCCUUAUUUUAUGAUUGGAAAAUCAAUGACCUAGAGGCAAAAUGGCAUGUUUAAGGACCUGGGAUGACAAGUCAUUCUGCAGUCAGCCAAAGAGCCAAAUUUGGACUCCUCAUCCAGGACUCCAUGAAAAGCCUGACUUUGCCAAACACUGCACUGGAAAAGCUAAGCCCCUUUCAUUUUUGAAGUAAAUUUUGAAUUCAAGAUAUUUAGUUUAAAGAAUUGAGUCUUGACAUGUAAACUACAUGAAAUUCCUUUGGUUUCAAUUGAAUAAUAUUCACUAACAAAUGAUUUACUAAAAUACAUAUUUCUUGGUCCUUAUCAUGUAAUGACAGAUUGACAACAGCAAUAGGGAUGGAAAUUUCCCCAAUAAUUAAUAACACCGAGAGUGGCAAUAUUUCUGACUAUAUUUUCAUUUAAUUAUCAAAGUUGUUUUUGUGGAAAAUUAAAUUUUUCAGAAAUUGGUAAUAAAAUAUGUGAGUCCAUCAAGGCUAGCAACUUUAAGUCAGUAUUAACAUUUUCAUACUGUUUCUAACAUUCAUAAAGCUAGAUUUUUGAGGCUAUGUCCAGGUAAUUUCCAAUGUUACUUAAAAUUUUUAUACUAGUAAAUAAACUGUUUGUUCACAUUUAUAGAAGCUCUAUACUUGUUUGACUAGAAAAUAACCCAAAAUUUCUGGACUAGUCAGAGAAUGAUAAAAUUUCACCAAAAACAAAACAAAAAAUCCUUCAGAAUUGAUAGGUAUAGGUACAGCGACUACUAAUAGCAGUGAAGCAAUGGUGCAUUUACAGUUCCGAUAUGUGUUAUAACAUUUAACAUAAUUGAGUUGUAUAAAAUAAAUUUUUCACCUUAUGCCUUUAA